AAUUGCACAGUUCUUUCAAAACAAAGAAAGAUCAAAGAAAAGGAAAAGAUGGUUAUGAAAUUGAGUAUGUCAGCAAUUUCUGUGUUGUUGUUGUUGUUAGCUCAAGCUAUAGAAACCCAAGCUGCCAUUUUUGAUGUGACAAAAUAUGGAGCCAACCCCGGCCGCGACAUCUCCCAGGCUCUAUUGAGUGCUUGGAAAGAAGCAUGUGCAGCAACAAGUGCUGGUAAAGUUCUAAUUCCAAAAGGGACAUUUCCAUUAAAUGAAGUGAAAAUCGAAGGCCCUUGCAAGGCUCCUGUGGAGAUUCAACUCGACGGGACAUUGAAUGCCCCUGCUCAACUGGGCAUAAUCAAGGGCGAUUCUUGGCUUACCAUCGAACACAUUGAUCAUCUUACAAUAUCCGGUUCUGGAACUUUCGACGGCCAAGGCGCCGCCGCUUGGGCCCAAAAUGAUUGUGGCAAGAACCCCAAUUGCAAGGCCAUACCCAUGAACCUGAGGUUCAACUUUAUCACCAAUUCGAUUGUGCGGAACGUGACUUCCAAGGACAGCAAGAACUUCCAUGUUAAUGUAUUGGGGUGUAAGAACUUCACCUUCCAGCACUUCACCAUCUCCGCGCCUGGAACUAGCAUUAACACGGAUGGAAUCCACAUUGGAGAUUCAAUCGGGAUCAAUAUAUUAGAUACAAGCAUACAGACCGGAGAUGAUUGUGUCUCGAUUGGAGAUGGAAGCCAACAGGUAACUGUCGAGAGAGUGACUUGUGGACCUGGCCAUGGCAUCAGCAUUGGAAGCCUUGGAAAGUACCCAAAUGAAGAUCCUGUUGUUGGCAUCAAUGUUAAGAAUUGCACCUUAUCCAACACGAUGAAUGGCGUGAGAGUGAAAACAUGGCCAUCAUCCCCUGCUCCUGGCAUUGCCUCCGAUAUGCAUUUUGAGGACAUUACAAUGAAUAAUGUUGGUAAUCCUAUCAUUAUCGAUCAAGAGUACUGCCCUUAUAACCAAUGCCAACUAAAGGUUCCAUCAAAAGUUAAGAUUAGCAAUGUUAGCUUCAAGAACAUUAGGGGUAGUUCUUCGACUCAGCUUGCAGUGAAGCUUGUCUGCAGCAAGAGCACACCAUGCGCGAAUGUGGAGAUAAGUAAUAUUGACCUGACAUACACUGGAAAAGAAGGCCCUGCUACGAGCCUAUGUACAAACAUCCAACCAAAACUUUCCGGCACACAUAAUCCUCCGAUAUGUGCCAACUCCGCUCAAGCUUCUUAAUUAUGCUUUUUGGACUCCAAGAAAGAGCUAAAUGCUUUGCUUAGACAUAAAACAUAUAUUCUUUUCUUUCCAAUCAUAGAAUACAAAUUAGUAUGAUACAUAGUUCUGCACCCCAUCAUCCAUGCUUAAAUGCAUGCUUGAUUAGUAGAGGUGAUUGCAGUUGUCAAUUGUAUAAGGAACAUAGUGUAUUGCAUACAAAUAAAUGAAUCUGAAUAUGAAUAUUAAUAAAUAAUAUAUGUUUGAGACAAUUUGUCAGUAA
This is a messenger RNA of Camellia sinensis, 1510 nucleotides long. RefSeq names its product exopolygalacturonase-like. The record is from RefSeq and is a predicted model, not a curated record. Gene Ontology annotation, molecular function: polygalacturonase activity. Gene Ontology annotation, biological process: carbohydrate metabolic process. Lineage: Eukaryota; Viridiplantae; Streptophyta; Magnoliopsida; Ericales; Theaceae.